AUGGAGGCGCUGCGGGACGUGCGGGCCCGCUUGCAGGCCUGGGAGCGCGCGUUCGUGCGGCGGCACGCGCGGCGGCCGGGCCAGGAGGACUUGCGCGCGGCGCCGGAGGAGAUCCGAGCGCUCUACCGGGAGUACCGCGCCCUGAAGAAGGCCUCGCGGCCCCCCCGGGAGGAGCCCCUUCCCGCAGCCGCGCAGGAGGUGCCCGGACCCGAGUCCAGCGCCUGGGGGGCCCACCUGAACCGGGCUGCCACCCAGAAGCCCCAGCGGACUCCGAGGCCCAGGACUCAAGAGCCCCCGCGGGACUAUGCGAAGAGGCUGAAGGCCAACUUAAGGGGAGCCCUCCAGGCUGGGCCAGCCAAAGGCCUCCAGUCCUUGUCUCCACCAGGAACCACAUCCAAGUUGCCCUCCCCAGAACUCCCAGCCACCAAGGCUGCCAGCCUCCCCCCUGCAGCCACCCGGCCCCGGCUGAGAGCAGACCAGCAGCAGCAGCUACGGGAGACCCUGAGACAGCGGCUGAGCUCCCUGGAUACUGACUGGCUGCAGCAGUGUGACAGAGACGCGCAGCUUGACCCGGGCGCCACAGAGGCCCAGGCUUCUAUCUCGGCUUCCCACCCGGGUCCUGAAACGCCUACACAAACUCUGGAGGCCUCAAUUUCCCAACCUGGCGAACAUGAAGACAGAAAGAGGAGGUGGAGCAAGGAACCUGGCUCGGCUCCGCAGGCUCCAGGCACAGCAGGGUCCCCGUCUAGGACUGCUGGCCCUGCACUGGUGGAUGAUGCCAGCCCCAGGGGCGGGAGGGGCCCUUCGAAGGCCUCAGCCCCCCCCACACGCACAGCCCCCAGGCCUGCCAGGCGAGACAGAAACAAUUACGUGCUGCUAAAUUUGAAGCGCAAGAGAUAUGCCCGGGGCCCGGCCCUUCGGGGCUCACUCCUCCGCAAGCAGGUGUGGAAACAGAAGUGGCGAAAGAAAGAGGGUUCUGACCGGAGUGGUCGCAGAAGCACAGGCCAGGAUUGCUGCUUCCAAUGCGGGCAGCUUGGCCACUGGGCAUCCCAGUGCCCCCAGCAUGGUAGGUCAGUGCCAGGCGACCUGGAGGGAAUUGAGUCGGAGCCGCAGACUCUGCCCCUGCUGGAGGAAGUCACACCCCCCACAGACAGCGCCUUCUGCCACCUCCCUGACAUAGAAGCUGACGGCAUGCACUGUCCAGGACCCCCGGAGAGGCCUGUGCCAGGGACUGCCUCCCCCCCUCCCAUGCUGCCGCUCUACCAACCAGGGCCGUCAGGGCAGGUGCCAGAGACGCCAGCUGAGGUUCUCCAGGCUCUACAGCAGCUGGGAUACCAGGCUUUCCGCCCAGGCCAGGAGCAAGCCGUCAUGCAGAUCCUCUGUGGCAUGUCCACGUUGCUGGUGCUGCCCACUGGCGCUGGCAAGUCCCUGUGCUACCAGCUCCCUGCACUUCUCUACUUCCGGCGUAGCCCCUGCCUCACGCUGGUGGUCUCCCCACUCCUGUCCCUUAUGGAUGACCAGGUGUUUGGCCUGCCCCGGGGCCUUAAGGCUGCCCGCAUCCACUCUGGCAUGACCAAGAGGCAGAGGGAAUCGGUGCUGCAGAAGGUGCGGGCAGCCCGAGUACACGUGCUGAUGCUGUCGCCUGAGACACUGGUCAGGAACCUGGCCUUCCUCACCCAGCUGCCGAGGGUGGCCUUUGCCUGCCUAGACGAAGUUCACUGCCUCUCACAAUGGUCUCACAACUUCCGGCCUUGCUACCUGCGCGUCUGCAAGGUCCUGCGGGAACACCUGGGCGUGCACACCUUCCUGGGCCUCACGGCCACAGCCACACGUAACACCGCUCUUGAGGUGGCCCAGCACCUGGGUGUGGCUGACAGCCUGGCUGAAGUGCCCGCUGCCAUCCCUAGCAACCUGCAGCUCUCUGUGUCCACAGACAGAGACACAGACCAGGCGCUAGUGACACUGCUGCAAGGGGACCGUUUUCGCACCCUGAACUCCAUCAUCAUCUACUGUAACCGGCGUGAGGACACAGAACGGGUGGCUGUGCUGCUCCGCACCUGUCUGUAUGGGACCCGGAGGCCUGGAGGGACCUCAGAGACUGUGGCAGAGGCCUACCACGCAGGCAUGAGCAGCCAGGAGCGGCAGCGGGUGCAGCGGGCCUUCAUGGAGGGCCGGCUGCCAGUGGUGGUGGCCACAGUGGCCUUCGGGAUGGGUCUGGACCGGCCAGAUGUGCGGGCCGUGGUGCACCUGGGGCUGCCCUCGAGCCUGGAGAGCUACGUACAGGCUGUGGGCCGGGCCGGGCGUGAUGGGCAGCUAGCCCAGUGCCACAUGUUCCUGCAGCCUGAGGGCAAGGACCUACAGGAGCUUCGAAGGCACGUGCACGCCCAAGCCACCGACUUCCUAGCAGUGAAGAGGCUAGUGCAGCGCAUCUUCCCACCCUGCCCCUGCCUCCAGCCCAGGACACCGGGACCUGUAUCCCUGCAUGAGGCCGAGCAAGCCAGCAAGUCGCAAGCAGCUCAGUGCCCAGGACACAUACGGGCCCUGCCCGUGCAGCCCACAGUACAGGCGCUGGACAUGCCUGAGGAGGCCAUUGAGACCCUGCUUAGCUACCUGGAGCUGCACCCCCAGCGCUGGCUGGAGCUGCAGGCUCCCACCUAUGCCCACUGCCACCUGCAGUGCCCUGGAGGCCCUGCCCAGCUACAGGCCCUGGCCCACAGGUGUCCCCCCUUAGCCACCUGGCUGGCCAGGCACACACCCAAGAGCACUGAUGGGGGAGGCGUGUCUGUGGACUUAGACAUAGUGGCCCUGGCCAACUCCAUGGACUGGGAGCUGGGCCCAGUCCGGCGGGCGCUUCAGCAUCUGCAGAGGGACCCAGAGCUGGGCACAGGGCUGUCCCAGAGCACUGGGGUGCUAGUGGAGUUCCGGCAGCUGGCUUUCCUUCUACACAGCCGAGGGGACCUGAGCCCUGACGAGAUUGACCAAAUCUGCAGCUUUCUGUAUGUCCGAGUGCAGACGCGGGAGCAGGAGGCUCUAGCCCGCCUGCGUCGCACCUUCCAGACCUUCCGAAGUGUGGCCUUCCCCAGCUGUGGACCAUGCCUGGAGCAGCCAGACCAGGAGCGUAGCAGCCAACUCAAGGCCCUGAUCAGCCACUACUUCCAGGAGCAAGGAGAGGGACCGGGAGUCCUGGACGAGGAGGAGCAGGGUCCAGAGCUUGGGCAGGCCCUGCUCCAGGACUGGGAGGACCAGGUCUGCCGGGACAUCCGUCAGCUCCUGUCAGCGUGGCCCGAGCAGCAGUUCUCGGGCAGGGCCGUGGCCCGCAUCUUCCAUGGCAUCGGGAGCCCUUGCUACUCAGCCCAGGUGUAUGGGCGGGACCGGCGCUUCUGGAGGAAGUAUCUGCAUCUCAGCUUCCAUGCCCUCAUGCAGCUGGCCACCAGGGAGCUGCUGGCAUGGAGCCACUGAGUGCUGGGAGUUGGGGCACGGGAGGUGCACGGUACAUAAUAAAAGCUGCAAGUCACCAUCA
Messenger RNA from Suncus etruscus (white-toothed pygmy shrew), 3520 nucleotides. RefSeq names its product RecQ like helicase 4 (gene RECQL4). Lineage: Eukaryota; Metazoa; Chordata; Mammalia; Eulipotyphla; Soricidae. The record is from RefSeq and is a predicted model, not a curated record. Gene Ontology annotation, molecular function: ATP binding; zinc ion binding; 3'-5' DNA helicase activity. Gene Ontology annotation, cellular component: cytoplasm; chromosome; nucleus. Gene Ontology annotation, biological process: DNA replication; telomere maintenance; double-strand break repair via homologous recombination. Bases 1 to 3459 code for a protein of 1152 amino acids. The transcript is spliced from 23 exons.